AGCCAGUGGGAGGAAGGGGGCGGGCUGCGACGCCAAGCGUGGGACUCAGUUAAAGGUGCAGCGGAGGCGGGUCUAAGAGGUUAGUUUUAUUUUAUGAUGCCAAAAAUGAAUGUGGAAAAAAAAGAAAAGAAGGCAGAAAAGAGAAAAAAGCUCAAGCAACCUGUGGCCCAACAGGAAGAGCUGGAAUCAGAAAGUGAACCAGAGAAAAAGAAACAAGAUCUGCAGGCAGCAGAAGAAGAGGAGGAGCUUGCAGCAGAAGAAGAGGAGGAGCUUACAGCAGAGGAAAGGAGGAAACUGGAGAGAAAAUUAAAAAAGGAGCGGAAGAAGAAGGAAAAGCAGCUGCUGAGGGAAGCUGGAAUCCCUACUAAAAAGGUGGCACCCAAAAAACCCUCAGCAUCUGAGCUGGCCCUGGCCUAUUUAACCAGCUGGUCUGAAAACCCAGAAGAAUGGAAGUUCCAGAAGACAAGACAAACCUGGCUGCUCUUGCAUAUGUAUGAUAAAGAGAAGGUUCCAGACAAGUAUUUCACCAUUUUAUUGGAUUACCUGCAAGGGCUUCAAGGCAGUGCACGAGACCUAACUGUGCAGAAAGCUGAAGCUUUUAUGAAGGAAUUUGAUGGCUCUGAUACGGAAGACCCAAACCUGUUGGAGAAGUGCGAGCGCAUUCGACAAGUUCUGCAGCUGCUGUCCUGAGAGUGUUUCUGUCUCUUGAUGGUUGUCUGGUGGAGAGGAGGAUAGGGUGUCCUAUACAGAGACUACAAAUUAGUUGUAAAGAUGGGUUUUCUAAUAAGAGUGCUAACAGUCAGCGUUGAGAUUUUGUACUCAUCCUUUUUUUAGCCAAUUGCAGUUAUUUAUCGUGUUUUGAGGUGAUGAAAUAAAAAGAUCUGAUUCCCCGGCGUGCUGCUAAAAGUAAUCUUACUGCAAAUCUUUACAAAGAUCAACCUCUCUCCCCUGUUAGGUUUUUCUCCACCUCCCCCUCUAAUUGCUUUUAAACAAGAGG
This is a messenger RNA of Dryobates pubescens (Downy woodpecker), 997 nucleotides long. It is a transcript of the gene CHLSN, whose product is annotated as chromosome 4 C7orf50 homolog. The record is from RefSeq and is a predicted model, not a curated record. NCBI's taxonomy places the organism in Eukaryota, Metazoa, Chordata, Aves, Piciformes, Picidae. The transcript has 5 exons. The coding region runs from base 94 to 690 and encodes 198 amino acids.